Molecule: messenger RNA, 315 nt
Organism: Lithohypha guttulata
Lineage: Eukaryota; Fungi; Ascomycota; Eurotiomycetes; Chaetothyriales; Trichomeriaceae
Exons: 1
Coding region: 1-315 (104 amino acids)
Source: RefSeq, a predicted model, not a curated record
AUGUACUUACAUGCAGAGGAAACAACCGAGGAGACGGACGAGGCUACCGAUGCUGAUGUCGAGGAAGCGGCUGAAGAUAUACUGCUGGCUACCGAAUUGGCGGAGGAAGCGACGGACGACAAGGAGGAAGCUGCUGACGAGCUGCCUGCGGCAGCAGCUGAAGAGGCAGCAGAGGAGGCAGACGAUGCCACUGAGGUUACUGAGGCGACUGCUGAAGUUGCGCUGGACAACACUGAGGAGACCACACUCGAGGCAUCAGAAACCACCGACGAUACGACCGAGUUGACGCCAGAUACCACGCUCGACACGACCUGA